Molecule: messenger RNA, 2004 nt
Organism: Beta vulgaris subsp. vulgaris (sugar beet)
Lineage: Eukaryota; Viridiplantae; Streptophyta; Magnoliopsida; Caryophyllales; Amaranthaceae
Product: thioredoxin reductase NTRC
Exons: 10
Coding region: 146-1747 (533 amino acids)
Biological process (GO): removal of superoxide radicals
Cellular component (GO): cytoplasm
Molecular function (GO): thioredoxin-disulfide reductase (NADPH) activity
Source: RefSeq, a predicted model, not a curated record
AAAAACUCUAAAAACACACUUCCCAAAUCUUCUCUACACUCCACAUUUUACAUUUUCUCUCUCCUCAUAAACAUUGGUUAAACUCUACAACAGUGUGCUCUCACUCUCAGAGGCUGAGCUUCAAACUUUGUAUGGUUGGAUAAAAAUGGCGACUCGGAUAAUCGGACUCGGUGUUGGACUCGGUACCGCAACUCAGUCUCCUCCAACCUCUUCUCUUCGCUGCAGUAGCACCAGUUAUACUACUAGUAGCAGUUUUUUCUUUGUAAAUUCAUCGUUCAAUCGUCCAUUUUCUUUCCGAGUCAACUCGGUUCGACCUUCAUUUCCUUCGCUGAGUUUCAAUAAAUCGUUUUCGAUUCGAGCCGCUGCUACUUCUUCCGAUGACCUCCAAUCUUCUCAAGGCACAGGUGUUGAGAAUUUGGUGAUAAUUGGAUCAGGUCCUGCUGGAUAUACAGCAGCAAUAUAUGCAGCCCGCGCUAACUUGAAACCAGUGGUCUUUGAGGGGUUCCAAAAAGGUGGUGUACCUGGUGGACAGUUGAUGACUACGACGGAAGUGGAGAACUUUCCGGGGUUUCCUGAUGGAAUUACUGGCCCUGAUUUAAUGGACAGAAUGCGGCGGCAAGCUGAAAGAUGGGGAGCAGAGUUACACCAAGAAGAUGUUGAAUGGCUUGAUGUAAAGAAUCGUCCUUUUACUGUUCGAAGCAGUGAGCGCGAGGUAAAAUGCCAUGCUGUGAUUGUUGCCACGGGUGCCGCUGCUAAGAGGCUUCGGCUACCCCAUGAAGAUGAAUUCUGGAGUAGAGGGAUAAGUGCUUGUGCCAUAUGUGAUGGUGCAUCACCAUUGUUUAAGGGCCAAGUUCUUGCUGUGGUUGGAGGUGGUGAUACAGCUACUGAGGAAGCAGUAUAUCUGACAAAAUAUGCUUGUCAUGUUCAUUUACUUGUGCGCAGGAAUGAAUUGAGGGCAUCUAAAGCUAUGCAAGACAGAGUUUUCAACAACCCAAACAUCACUGUGCACUUCAACACAGAAACUGUGGACGUUGUUGGCAAUGCCAAAGGUCAAAUGUCUGGUGUUUUGACUCGAAGACUUGACACCGGCGAGGAAUCUGUGAUCGAGGCCAGAGGACUAUUCUAUGGUAUUGGUCAUUCUCCAAACAGCCAAUUGCUGGAAGGUCAAGUUGAACUUGAUAGUUCAGGCUAUAUUUUAGUGGAUGGCACCGCAAGCACAUCAGUAGAAGGUGUAUAUUCGGCUGGAGAUGUACAGGAUCAUGAGUGGAGACAAGCAGUUACUGCUGCUGGAUCUGGCUGCGUUGCCGCUUUGUCAGUAGAAAGAUAUCUCACAAGCCAAAAUCUUCUUAUUGAGUUUCAUCAGCCACAAAAAGAAGAGGUCAAGAAGGAACUCACUGCUCGUGAUGUACAAGAGCAUUUUGAUGUUACCCUUACCAAGCACAAAGGCCAGUAUGCUCUACGGAAGUUAUAUCAUGAAAGCCCUAGGCUUAUGUGCGUUCUGUAUACUUCACCGACUUGUGGGCCAUGUAGGACCUUGAAGCCAAUACUUAACAAGGUAAUUGAUGAAUAUGACCAGAGCGUUCAUUUAGUUGAAAUAGACAUUGAGGAAGACCCUGAGAUAGCAGAGGCUGCUGGAAUUAUGGGUACCCCGUGUGUACAAUUCUUCAAGAAUAAGGAAAUGAUAAGGUCCAUUCCAGGAGUCAAAAUGAAGAAAGAGUACAGAGAAUUUAUAGAGGCAAAUAAGUAAUGUCUCUGCAUCUUGGCACAUACCAUUGCUUUGCAGUUCAAUUUUGUACCUCGCCAACCAUAUUCUUGACUAAGAUGGUGUUGAAUUUGUACAUUAAGGAGAAUUUUUAUACACCAUAUUUAUAUAUUAGCCAUUUCUCGACCUCAUUUUUUUGACAAAUCAACUUUGUGGAAUUGUCACAGCUAGUAAUUGCUCUGGAGCAAAUAUGUCAAGUCUUAUUUGACUUCUGUAAUGGUAAUUGUAUGAUUUUUGCCUUU